CCCGCCGACCGCUGUGGGAACACCUCCGCGCGUGCGGCGGGUACGCGGCGAGUCUGGGGCAGGAAGAACGCACGGAUGGAGACAACAGGAAGGAAGGAGACCUUCCUGGUCACAGGUGGCCACAGGAGAACAGUCAGCGGCCCAGGAGGAUCCAGGGUCCCAAUGGUGAUUGAGAAGCUGGUUCUUAGUGAUCACUCAGGAACAUCGGCCUGGCCUUGUGGGGUCAGACCUUGCAUCUCAGUCAGCCCACGGAGAAGAAGAAGAUGGCCCGCACCCAAGUGCAGGGAACGUCGUGGCAGUCAGCUGGGUGCCCACGUCCAGGCAAGGACAACUUCUGCAUCAAGGAAACAUGCGUUUCCAGAGUGAGGAGGCUGAAGGCAGGGCCCAGAGGAGAGCCGAGCCAUGGAAGGAGGUGUGUGCAUGGAUGGUGAGCUGGAGAAGGUGCAGGUGCCUCAGGGAGGAUGUGUGGGAUGAAGUGAUUCAGGGAAACCAUAAGAAAUGCUUUCACCAAACAGGAGAAACCUGAAGGUCUGGGUCCAGAGCCUCAGAUCUUACACUGGCAGCACACGGGGACACAGCAGCUGGACUGGCAGCAGCAGGGCUUGCAGCAGCUGGACUGGCAGCAGGAUGAUCCACAGCCUGAGGAGCAGCAGCAGGGCUUAUAGCAACUGCACUGGGAAUAGCCACAAGAACCACAGCCCCCCUUGGAGCCCCCACAGGAGCCACAACUGGAGCAACAGCAGAUGGGCACACAGCAGCUGGAGCCACAGCCCCCACAGCUGGAGCCACGUCCCCCCUUGGAGACCCCACAGGAGCCACAGCCCCCCUUGGAACCCCCACAGGAGCCACAGCCCCCCUUGGAGCCCCCACAGGAGCCACAGCCCCCCUUGGAGCCCCCACAGGAGCCACAGCCCCCCUUGGAGCCCCCACAGGAGCCACAGCCCCCCUUAGAGCCUCCACAGGAGCCACAGCCCCCCUUGCAGCCCCCGCAAGAGCUACAGCCCCCCUUGGAGCCCCCACAGGAGCCACAGCUGGAGCAGGAACAGGCUGGCACACAGCAGCACACGGGCUUGCAGCAGCAGACAGGCACACAGCAGCUGGAGCCACAGCCCCCACAGCCGGAGCCACAGUCCCCACAGCUGGAACCACAGCCCCCACAGCCGGAGCCACAGCCCCCAUAGCCAGAGCUGCAGCCCCUACGGCCAGAGCCACAGCCUCCAGAGCAGCCACAGCAGCCCAUGGUUCUAGUGGAUUGAGGGUGGAGCAGGUGGAGGAGCAGGUGAAAGGGAAGUGUGCAGGUGUGGAGCUCCCUGAGCCCGGGCUCUUUAUAUUCCUGCCCAGGUGUUUAUACUGAACACAUGAACACUUCUGUUGUUGUUUCUGCUAUUUCACGUGCACAAGUGUUAUUUUUAAUCUCUUCACAAUCCCAUGAGCCGCCAUCAGCUCAAGCCAAGCUCUCCUUUCCUUGGUUUCUAAAUUUGGCCUCUUCCUCAUAGGUGUUUUCCUUUGUUAGAAGACACUGGGCUCCCUCUCCAGCGGGUGUCCCAGGAGCCCGGGAGGCGGUGGUGGCUUGGCCGGCGGGUGGACCAUUGUCCUUGGUGCUCAUUGUCCUUGGUUCACUGAUGCAGACCCUCCACCCCCUGGCAUUGGUGUUUAUAUCGAGGAUGGUCAUUUUGUAAAAAAUAAAAUAAAAAUAAAAAUAAAAGCUGAAAUAAAAGGCUGUCUAUAGGUUCCACCACUUAAAAACUUCCAGUAUAAAUAUUUUGUCAAAUUUGUAAAACAAAGUUUUGAAGAGCGUGGAUUUCAGUGUGGCCCUGGUUCUCCUUUGUCUUUCUUAGCUCUUCCUCCUGUGGUUCGGCUCCCUUCUGCAGACACGGAUUAGACCCACGUUCCCUUCAGGCACCUGGGCUCACAGAGGGAAGAGAGGAGCAAGACCCUUUCUAAUGCUUUCGAGUUUUCCUCAAUUAAUUCUUUGUAAAAAUUUCACAAAUCAGUGGAUAUUCUUCAAGUUUACUCUUCUUGAAGGCUACAAAAAUUUUGAUUAGCCACCCUCUCUAAUGCACUUUUAUUUUCUAAAAGAUUAAUUUUAAUAUUUUUUUUGAGAAGGAAUAUCGCUCUUGUCACCAGGGCUGAAGUGCAGUGACACGAUCUCGGCUCACUGCAAUCUCUGCCUCCUGGGUUCAAGCAAUUUUCCUGCCCAGCCUCCCCAGCAGCUGGCUCAACUAAUUUUUUUGUGUUUUUAGUGGAGACAGAGUUUCAUCAUGUUGGGCAGGCUGGUCUCAAACUCCUGACCUCAGGUGAACCACCCGCCUCAGUCUCCCAAAGUGCUGGGAUUACAGGUGUGAGCCACUGCACCCAGCCAAAUUUUAAUUUUUUAUUAAGGUCAAAUUUACAUACAGUGAAAAAAUUUUUUUUUUCUGAGUCUCACUCUGUCGCCCAGGCUGGAGUGCAGUGGCGCAAUCUCAGCUCACUACAACGUCUGCCUCCCGAGUUCAAGCAAUUCUUCUGCCUCAGCCUCCCAAGUAGCUGGGAUUACAGGCACCUGCCACCACACCCAGUUAAUUUUGUAUUUUUAGUAGAGACGGGGUUUCACUAUGUUUGCCAGGCUGGUCUCGAACUCCUGACCUCAGGUGAUCCACCUGCCUUGGCCUCCCAAAGUGUUGGGAUUACAGGCAUGAGCCACCAGGCUCAGGCUGCAUUUUUUUUUUUUUUUUUUUUUUUUUUUUUGAGACGGGGUCUCAUUCUGUCACCUGGGCUGGGGGGCAGUGGUGCGAUCCUAGCUCGCUCACUGCAGCCUUGGUCUCCUGGGCGCUGCACAUAUUUUGAGUGUACAAUUCCAUGAGUUCCACUAAACAUGUACUCGUGUGCCCAUCACUCCAACCAUGACCAACUGCUUCACCCCCAGAAGAUUCCCUUUCGCUGCCUUCCGUUCCUGCCCAUCACUCCGGGCACAGCUCUGCUGACCAGUUGUGCCUGUUGUUGAAUGUUGCAAAAAUGAAAUCAUUAAAAAUGAACUCUGGUUUCUUUCCCUCA
Messenger RNA from Symphalangus syndactylus (siamang), 3033 nucleotides. RefSeq names its product protein TsetseEP-like. Lineage: Eukaryota; Metazoa; Chordata; Mammalia; Primates; Hylobatidae. The record is from RefSeq and is a predicted model, not a curated record.